AUGUACAAACCAACUGCUUCUCUUUUUUUCUUUUUUACUCUCUGUGGAACUGCAAGUUUUGGGGAAAGUCACGGUAGUGAUUAUAACCCCGGCAGCAAAUUAAAUCUCACCGAUGUUGACGUUAUCAUUUAUAUUGGUUACCGUAUUCCCUCGCACGGUCCGCAAUUGCUGGCAGGCUUGAUCGAGGACUUGAACGAAGUCCACUCGAUCUUUGCACCAACAGGGGAGCUGUCAUCUAAGACUGAUGGCACUCUCGACGUCUACAAUUCCGCUACAAAAGCCGCCACUUUAGCGUACCUUGGGGCAUUCAGGGACCGUGAGAGUAUUCUUAUUGUGGUUGGUUCGGAUGUUGUCGACAACCUGACACCAUGGCGGGCGAAGAAUAUGAUAGAGCUUAACAUUGCUUUGGGCUUUUUGUAUCCUUUGUACCAGCCUCAGAACAGAAUACAGAGGUAUGAACAAUUCGCCCUUUUUAACGCCUCAAGAGAAGUGGCUAAGUUCUCCGAAAGCAUCGAAAGUGGGCGACGAAUUGCAAGACACAUAAGCAGCAGACAAAAUGGUGGCUGGAAUCACGAAAGCCUUUUGUCAUUGCUUCAAUCCACUUUUCAAGAUAAUGUCAUUCAUGUGGACAUUUUGAAUGCUUCAAGUGAAGGCUAUUCUUCAGGAUCUUUUUCCGGAGGAAAGGUUAUUCACUUGAAGUUCAAGCCGGACAGCGCUGGAAGCACAGUCUUCUUGAUCAGUAGCAAUGCAAUUGAUCGCGGAGUCGCCACCAUUGUCGGGUUUUUCGAAAUCGUUCGGCAGUUGCAACCAAAAGAAACGGAAUUUCAAGCGAUAAUUGGCUGUUUUAACGAUAGUCGCAAUUUUCUGUCAGGUCUUAAUGGCAAUCCGAUGAAUGAGGUCCUCGGUGUGCCGAUUCCUAGCAGAAAUGCAGACGUCUACGUCAUCGGAGCAGACAAUAGAGACCUAAAGAAAAAGGUUAAAUGUCGCUUUUGUCUUACAGUGCUAUAUUUAGCUCCUGAUAUGGCAUACGAUUACUAUGGUCAAAAGUUGGACUACGAAUUCGGACCAUUAAUGGCCGAUAAUGACGUGGAUACUUUCGUCAGGAAAUCUGUUGGUGACAAGGGAUCAAAAAUGGUCUUUUUCCUGGAGCAGGAUAGUGGUAGUUCUGUCAACCCAUUGUAUUCAACACCCAUUGCAGGACUUGUGACACGCUACCUGCUAAAGCCUGCCAGACAAAAAAAUUAUCUGUAUCAAGAUGUGCUGCAAUAG
Molecule: messenger RNA, 1269 nt
Organism: Echinococcus granulosus
Lineage: Eukaryota; Metazoa; Platyhelminthes; Cestoda; Cyclophyllidea; Taeniidae
Exons: 8
Coding region: 1-1269 (422 amino acids)
Source: RefSeq, a predicted model, not a curated record